AAAGUUGCAUAUUUACAACGUCAAUUCUACUCGUAGUACAUGCCACCUCUACAUUAAUACCUAAGAAAGCCUCCUUUCCACACCACACUACAAACCAUUUGAACCGAAUAAAAUACACCACUCUCAAAUACUAUCAACAUGGCCGAUAAAAAGGGCUCGGCGUACGGCACGCCGGCCGACGACACUUCCUUCCGGCGGAGCUACGACCUCGACGAGUACGCGCAGAAAGCCAAGGUACGAGAGGCAGCCGAUAAAGAAGAAGCGAAAGCGCGAUAUGAGGCAAAAAUGGCUGGCAAAAAGUACUACAAGCCUCUGACGGGCGACGAGACGCUCACGCGGGCGCGGCGCGAUAUCAUCGACCUCGAGGCCAACGUGGGCAAGACAACACUAGUCCCGGCGGGUGCAGGCCAGGGGAAAAGGGGCCGCGGCGCCGGGUUCUACUGCAGCGCCUGCGAUCUCACGUUCAAGGACAACAUGCAAUGGGUCGAGCACGUGAACAGCAUGCAGCAUCUACGGAACAUAGGCGAGACGGGCGAGGUCAAGAAGGCGAGCGCGGAAGAAGUACACCAGCGCAUCACGGAGGUAUGGGAGCGGCUGCAAGAGCAGAAGAAGGCGAGCGUGACGACGCUAAAAGAGCGCUUGGAAAUGCGCGAGGAAGAGGCGACUAAGGAGAGGGAGGCGAGGCGGCUUAAGAGGCAGGAGGAGCUGGCGAAGAAGAAGGCGGCUCAAGAUGCGCAGGAGAAGAUUAAGACCGAGUAUGGCGACGAUGUGCGGAUCGAAGGAGAGCACGAUGAGGAUGAUAUGAUGGCUGCGAUGGGGAUUACGGGGUUUGGGACGUCGAAGAAGAAGAAAUAAUAGCCCGGUGUUGGAAUCAUGAGGGGAAGUCUAAGAAUAAUGGUUAUAUUGUGAUAGAAGCGAAGGGAUGGCGUCAAGGGUGCAUCAGGUAUGGUGUUUGGUCUCGAUUCUUACGGCCAUGUGUAUAUUUGGGCUGAUUUUACAAUACCCUAUUUACCUCUGGUAAAAAAAAAUGAAAACCACGGAGUGUAAGGUGCUACUUGGGCUAGGAAAUAGGAUUCAUUAGCAAUCUAUUACAUGGCUACCUAAUAUAUCUGUCUCCACGUUUUUA
Daldinia vernicosa is the source of this 1126-nucleotide messenger RNA. RefSeq lists its product as uncharacterized. Bases 139 to 855 code for a protein of 238 amino acids. The record is from RefSeq and is a predicted model, not a curated record. Gene Ontology annotation, molecular function: nucleic acid binding; zinc ion binding. The transcript has a single exon. Gene Ontology annotation, biological process: mRNA splicing, via spliceosome. NCBI's taxonomy places the organism in Eukaryota, Fungi, Ascomycota, Sordariomycetes, Xylariales, Hypoxylaceae. Gene Ontology annotation, cellular component: spliceosomal complex; U4/U6 x U5 tri-snRNP complex.